This is a messenger RNA of Aspergillus homomorphus CBS 101889, 3657 nucleotides long. RefSeq names its product putative histone transcription regulator Hir1 (gene hir1). Gene Ontology annotation, cellular component: nucleus; HIR complex. Bases 277 to 3465 code for a protein of 1062 amino acids. The transcript is spliced from 5 exons. Gene Ontology annotation, molecular function: nucleosome binding; protein binding. The record is from RefSeq and is a predicted model, not a curated record. Gene Ontology annotation, biological process: DNA-templated transcription; chromatin remodeling; regulation of DNA-templated transcription. NCBI's taxonomy places the organism in Eukaryota, Fungi, Ascomycota, Eurotiomycetes, Eurotiales, Aspergillaceae.
GUCCGCGUUCUCUCCGCCAAACCCCCCCACGGCCAGAUCAGGUGGUCUUCACCACGACCUCCAGACUCAUAUAAUUUUCCCUCAUAUCCGUGGACUGAGAAGCCCAUGAUCCGAUGAACCGGGCACAAGCUUGCUUUGCGAUGCUCCAUCCCAGCAGUCCCUCAUCCACGUCUAUUUGCCUGUGAUCGACUCCGAAUACGGACCUCGCCUACCACGAACAUUAGGCGAACUUUUUCUUCCUCCUUCCCCACGAAUAGAGCGAGGAAGGGUACUGCGAUGCAUAUUAUAAAGCCAGUUUGGCUGACGCAUGGGGGCGAGCGAAAGGAUUUCGAAGUGUAUAGCUGCGAUGUUUCUCCCGACGGAUCUCGCUUGGUGACUGCGGCUGGAGAUGGCUAUGUUCGGAUCUGGUCUACGGAGGCCAUUUGCAACACCGAGGACCCGCAGUCUGGCAAUAAACCUAAGCAGCUGGCUUCCAUGAGCAAUCACUCCGGCACGAUUCACACGGUUCGGUUUUCGCCCAACGGGAAAUACUUGGCGUCGGGGGCAGACGAUAAGAUUGUGUGCAUUUAUACGCUGGAUGCUAAUCCUCCUUCUCAUGCGUCUACGUUCGGAUCCAACGAGGCGCCCCCCGUGGAGAACUGGCGCACCAUCCGAAGGUUGAUCGGCCACGAUAACGACGUUCAGGAUCUAGGCUGGUCGUACGAUUCGUCCAUCCUUGUUUCUGUGGGGUUGGAUUCUAAAGUCGUGGUUUGGUCGGGGCAUACAUUUGAGAAGCUCAAGACGCUGUCCAUUCACCAGAGUCAUGUCAAGGGAAUUACGUUCGACCCCGCGAAUAAGUACUUUGCUACGGCUAGCGACGAUCGCACGGUUCGCAUCUUUCGAUUCACGUCCCCUGCGCCGAAUUCCACCGCUCACGAUCAUUUGAACAACUUCAUUCUCGAAACUACCAUCACCGCGCCGUUCUCGAACUCGCCUCUCACCGCGUACUUCCGACGUUGUUCUUGGUCUCCGGAUGGCAUGCAUAUUGCGGCCGCGAAUGCGGUCAAUGGACCCGUCAGCUCGGUCGCGAUCAUCAAUCGCGGCUCGUGGGAUGGUGACAUCAACCUCAUCGGGCAUGAAGCCCCUGUUGAAGUGUGCGCCUUCUCUCCGCGACUGUACUCCACAGAGCCGAUCAAUAAGCAGGCUGUGGAUAGCCAGGGUCACGCGGUGGUCAACUCCGUGACCGUAAUCGCUUGCGCGGGAGGGGAUAAGUCCCUCAGUAUUUGGAUUACGAGUAAUCCACGACCGAUUGUGGUCGCGCAAGAGCUGGCUGCUAAAUCGAUAUCUGAUUUGGCCUGGAGUCCGGAUGGAAGGUGCCUCUACGCAACCGCCCUCGACGGCACGAUUCUUGCAGUCCGGUUUGAAGAUGGCGACCUCGGCUAUGCCAUGGAAAUGGAAGAGAACGAGAAGUCGCUUACUAAAUUCGGCACUAACCGGCGGGGUGCAGGCAUCGCCGAGACGACGGAUGGGCUACUGCUUGAGGAGAAAAGCAAAGCUGGAGAAAUCAAGGGCGUCGAAGGUCGUAUGGGGGCUCUGAUGGGUGACGAUCACGCAACUACAGAGCCUACGGCCAACGGGAAACCGGCUCAAGCACAGUCGAAUGGCGUCACUACAACCUCUGCUCCUUCACCAGCUUCAGAUGCGCCGAAGGCCCAGCCCAAUGGAACAGCAGCGACACCGGCGGCCCCAGAGCCUGAGAAACCUGACCCUUAUCAGGCAAAACUUGAAAGGUUGAAGCAGCGUCCCACAUACACGAAGGACGGAAGAAAGCGGAUAGCGCCUCUCUUGGUGUCUGGGGCUGGUGCUGCCGAGUCAUCCCUCCCACAGUCCCGGUUAAUGGCGUCGGUCAGCAGUCAAGUGAAGGCCGAUACCCCGCAAUCGAUUAUCGAUCUCUCGAAACCUUUCGACGGGCUGCCCAAGGGAGGGAUUGCAGCGCUGCUUUUCGGAAACAAGCGCAAGCUCGCACAGCUUGAGGGCGACGAUGAUGGACAUAUUGAGAAGCGUGUGACCCUGGCGAGCCAGAAUGGGGCGACCCCGAUUCUAGCCAACACGCCCGACGGCCUGUUACCUGCGCAGACGCAACCUGCGCCGACGGGCCAGCAACAGACUCCAGAAUACAUCCGGCCUGCGGUAACGAAUCCCUGCAUGGCAAUCAGCCAACUCCGGUUGGCUGUCCCGAAGAUUCGGAGUCAGAUACUACGAGCCAUAGAUUCCACUGGCAAGCCCACGGAGCCCCCCGGCACAUCUAGCGAAUUUAACAAAUCGCGAGCCGAUGUUAUUUUCGAAGCGCGUAACCCGUCUCCGGCAAGCUUGACGGGGCGUGUCGUUGACCGAGAGCCGGUCCGACUUACCCUGUUCCGUGGUGAACAGCCGUUGUGGCAGGACUUCCUCCCACGACCUGUUCUGCUGGUGACCGGUAACCAGAGCAUGUGGGCCGCAGCCUGUGAAGAUGGGUCUGUGUAUAUCUGGACUCCAGCUGGACGUCGCUUAGUCAGUGCGCUGGUACUGGAGGCGCAGCCCGUAGUCCUGGAGUGUAAUGGUCCCUGGAUUCUCUGCAUCACGACCGUGGGCAUGUGCUACGUAUGGAAUGUCAAGCACCUCUCCUCGCCCCAUCCACCUAUCUCCCUCCAGCCAGUGCUGGACGCGGCCAUCCACACAUUGGGUGCUCAUCCGACGGCUGCGCCUGCCAUCACCAAUGCUCGCAUCAACUCCGAAGGCCGGAUCGUGGUCGCGUUGACGAAUGGCGAGGGGUAUUCCUACUCCCCGUCCAUGUAUACUUGGCAGCGGAUUUCGGAGGCCUGGUGGGCGGUGGGCAGCCAGUAUUGGAACACGACCGAAGCACCAGUGGGCAACCUUCAGUCCGCCGACGCGCAGCAAGACAAGGAAGCCAAGGCAGCCGUGUCGGCCGGCAUCAUUCCGUUUUUGGAACGUAAUACCACCAACGAGACCUUGCUGCGGGGUCGGGCCUACUUCUUACAACGACUGAUCAAGGUCCUGCUCUCCCGCGAGGGCUACGAAAGCUUCGAGUCCAGCGUAUCCAUCGCUCACCUGGAGAACCGACUGGCUGCCGCGCUAUCUCUCGGGGCCAAGGACGAAUUCCGUCUUUACCUGUCGAUGUAUGCUAAGCGUCUCGGGGCGGAAGGAUUGAAGAUGAAGGUGGAAGAGCUUCUGAAGGGGCUGAUCGGCGGUUUGUUUGAGGAAGAUGAGACGGAUACCGUUCGUCGUCUGCAGGACAACGAGCAAGAGGGCCGGAAUUGGCGCGAGAGCUCCGAGACGCUCUGUGGCUGGCCACGGGAAGUGUUGCUGAAGGAGGUGAUCUUAUCACUCGGCAAACAUCGGGAUCUUCAGCGGGUGACGGUGCCGUACGCCAAACUACUGGGCAUGGUCGACAAUGAAGCGGAGGGUAGUGAUGCGAUGGAGACAUAGACUGUGUCUUGUGCCUUGUUGCAGUUUCAAACCGAUCAUCUGCGUUUGGCGUUCGUUUGGCGUUGCGUAGCCACUUUCAGUCCAUACCGACGGAUGGAUGGAUGGAUGGAUGGAUGGAUUGCAUGCAUGGGUUUGGGGAAGGAUCAAUUUUUAUUCGAGCAUCAUGCGGAUCAUGCUUUCGCUACUGUGUAC